CAGUAAGUCAGCAAUCAGUCAGUCAUUCAGUUAGUUAGUCAGUUUGGUUAGUCAGCCAUGUUUGGUUCCGAUGUCCUCAAUUUUAUUGGUAGCACCAUUACCCGGCCGUCCUCCAAUAGCACCAGCCAUGGAUCCGAUGUGCACACAAAGGAUGUGUGCAUGUUCCAGAGGACAACGCCCAGCGUAUCCAUAUUUCUCGUCUAUGGAUUGGCAGUGCCCACAUUGGCCUCGUUCGGACUGUGCGCCAAUUUGAUAAAUGCUGUAGUUUUCAUGCGUCCCAAGAUGACACCAUCUGCAUUCACUUACCUCGCCGCCUUGUCCUGCCUUGAUAGUGUUUCGUGUUUGCUCAUAUUGCUGACGGCGCUGGCUCGCAGCUAUUUCUAUAGGAGCGGCAUGUGGAUCGCCUUCGAUUAUCAGUGGCAGACGCCGCUCUUUGGCAUUAGCACAGGUGCUGCGAAUCUGAUCCUCGCCUGCGUCAGUCUAGAUCGUUUCAUCUAUUUGUGGCGCUUUAAGAGCAGCAGAUGUGCUCCGCAUUUCUGUCGUCGCAAAAUCGCUCGGCUUAUGAUCAGUGCGGUUUUAUUGAUAUCGGUGCUGACCAAUCUACCUUAUUUCUUUUGCUUCGUGGUGAAUUUGGAGACCGGCACGUGCCACGUCACCGAUUUCUACUACUCCAAAUACUAUCAGAUACACAACUGGUUCUCGUUUGCCCUGUUGGCCCUGCUGCCGGCUGUGUUUCUGCUGAUCGGGAAUAUGGCCAUCAUUGUAGCCUUUCGUCGCUGGACAAAACAGGGCAAGACUUGCCAGCAAAGCUGUGCCGGUAAUAAUAAUGCGCGCACAACCCAAAAACGCUUUCAGCAUCAAAUGAAGCUAACAAUUAGCAUACUGAUUGUCAUCACUUUGUAUAUGGUGGGUGAGCUGCCGGCGCAUAUGACCUCGAGGAAGAGUUCGCUGAACUUGCUCUUUGGCGGCGACACGAGUAAGAUGGAUGAGGAGAUGAUGGAGCAUCUGGAAGUCAUAUUUAUAACACUGAAUGCCCUACAGCUGAGCAUGAAUAUUGUCGUCUAUGCGGUGAUCAAUCCAAGUUUUAUGCCCGAGUUUUUUCUCUGUUUGCGUGGCGCUUCCGAUUUUUGCUUUCAUCUCUGCUGCCUGCCACAUAUGGCGUUGGCCUGCAAACGUUGUUGCACCAACUGGCGGCAGCAUCCAAUUGCCGAGGAGUGUGUGGUGAGCAGUGUGGAGCCAGCACAGCUGCCAGCGGAUGAGGCACCACACUGUGGCUGCGAAAGUUGGAGCAGCGAUUCAGCUUGCCUUGAACCCAGCCACACCAAAGCCAAUUUGGAAGGAACUUUCGCUUUUGUCGCGGAUGGUGCGGAACAGUGGACGGAGGAGGAGGAGCAGCAGAUCGAAUCUAAGAGACAGUCGGAGCCAGAAAUAUUUGCCACCAAGGAGAGCGGCUGCAUGCAGCUGGCUGUGCAGCAGAAGCCCGUUGAAGAUGCUACUCAUCUCAGUGGCACCAUCAAUAUGUGAUCUUAGUAGCGUGUGUGUGAUUUUUAUUUAUUUUCAAUAAAUUAAUGGAGUCUGUUG
This is a messenger RNA of Drosophila grimshawi, 1581 nucleotides long. RefSeq lists its product as uncharacterized. The coding region runs from base 58 to 1524 and encodes 488 amino acids. NCBI's taxonomy places the organism in Eukaryota, Metazoa, Arthropoda, Insecta, Diptera, Drosophilidae. Gene Ontology annotation, biological process: G protein-coupled receptor signaling pathway. The transcript is spliced from 3 exons. The record is from RefSeq and is a predicted model, not a curated record. Gene Ontology annotation, molecular function: G protein-coupled receptor activity. Gene Ontology annotation, cellular component: membrane.